CUGGCGGGGCAGUUGUCGUGCUGGACUCGCUGUGUGUUGAACGCUCUGGUUUUCAUUUCGAAUGCGUGGGAUCGGCUCAAUAAUAUAGACUUAACUCGCCCAAUACCAAAAUAAUCAACUAAUUGCCAUAUUUUGAGAAUUCAUUCCAUUACUCUUGUUUGCGAUCAGUCUGCUCGGAGUCCCAGCCUCAGGAUGUGGUGGCUACUUCUUUCGCUGUCCCUAAUUGCGCCGUCGUGGCAGGAGAAUGCCACAGUGAUCAAUCCAAGUUAUGUGACCAAAGCGGGUUGUGAGGCCUUGGUCAAGGAACCAAAUCUCUGCGAGUGCCAGGAGCAGGAGAUCAAGUGCGAGAACCUUCAAUUGCACAGUGACAAUCUGCAGUUAUACGGCAUAAGCUGUAGCAUAUUCGAUGCCAGGGGAUUCGGUUAUAUACCACCUCUUAAGGUGGGCAAUAUCGGUUCACUGAUCGUCCAAAACUGUGCCAUACCAAAUGCAGAAAGCAUCAAAUACUUGCUCAGUAAGCUGGGUGUUAGCAACUACACCGAACUAGAGAUCUUCAACUAUUUCGAUCCCAAGAAAACCGAUCGAGGAGAGGUCCUGCAGCAACACUACACGGAUCACGAGAGUCUGAAGAAAAUAUCCAUCAUUGGAUUCAAGUCAACACUGCCUGAAAAUUUUUUGGAAAACCUGCCGGCACUACAACAACUCUCCUUAAAGGGAAGCAGUGAUUUGCCCGGUAACAUAUUGCAUCCUUUGAAAAAUCUAACCCAUUUGGAAAUUGUGGUCAAGAAUUUGGGCAAGGUGUCGGGUUCAAUAUUUGCAAAGCAAUCGAAGCUAAAGCAUCUGAUGAUCGACUGCGAUGCCAAGAACAGUAGUGUCGAAAUGUCCGCUUUUGGACCCCAGGAACUCUGGCACAUGACCGAGCUUCAGUCGAUCGAGCUCUUCAAUUGCGGUGAUAAUGUGCCAACCGAGUUGUUCUGGAUGUCGGAGCAAUUGGCAUACAUAGGAAUAAGGAGCAACAUCAGCUAUUUGAGCAAGGACUUCCUCAAGGUGCAGAAGAAACUGCUCACUUUGAGAUUGGAGAGGAACAAUAUUGCCAGGCUGCCCGAUCAGCUUUUCAGGAAUACUCCCUUGAUUUUAGAGAUUCACUUGGCGUUCAAUAAUUUGGAUCGCAUUCAGAGCGGCCUUUUUGACAAGUUAAAGAACCUACAGGUGCUGAACCUGGAGCACAAUCCAAUAACCACCAUUGCCCUGAAUGCCUUUACUCCCAUACCAACUGCCCAUAUAUACGUGGGCAAACUCUUUAAGGCGGCGAAAAAUAAUGCCGACUGGGCUCGAUCCACAAAUGCAACAAUCUGCGAGGAGGAGUACAUCUACGGGGUGUGCAUCUACUGCAAACGAGAUGAGUAUCUGGACCACUUUGCCGACUCGGAGAACUGCAACAAGCCAAAUCCGAAGGCCAAGGAUGUGCUGGCCAAGAAGGCCUACGAGAAUCAGCUGAAGGCGAUGCCAACGCACUCCUGGAAAAAGGCCAAGGAAUAUCCCGAGGAGGAAGAGCAGCCCUAAGCUCCGAACGCUUCGUUGGGAUUUUACGCAUCAGUACUAACUAGUAUAUGGAUUUCUGAAUAGCUUAUUUCUGAGACUAUAAUGAGAUUAAAAUAGGCUGAAGCUAGGGGAAGCGGAAAGGACGUUGUUGUUUCCCGAAUAGAAGUAUCUUUUGAAAUAUAACACGAUUUUCAUUUUUAGUUCAAAAGUUUUCUCAUAGUUUCUGAAAAACGAAUCUUUAAAGACUAUAAUUUUAUGUUUGCUGAUUGUAAGAUGUUAAAAUCGAAACGCUGGAACUAUUACUGUAUCAAUAAACCUAUGAAAUAAAAAUCUUGAAACAUA
Messenger RNA from Drosophila simulans, 1884 nucleotides. RefSeq lists its product as uncharacterized. NCBI's taxonomy places the organism in Eukaryota, Metazoa, Arthropoda, Insecta, Diptera, Drosophilidae. The transcript has 4 exons. The record is from RefSeq and is a predicted model, not a curated record. The coding region runs from base 193 to 1563 and encodes 456 amino acids. Gene Ontology annotation, molecular function: protein binding.